AUGGAAGCUCUCUUGUCACUCGCUUUCGAUAAUCUUUCGUCAUAUGAUGGACCCAAAAUCCGCAAGGGCUUGCGCCAAGUAGAGGGUCUUCUAGCACAGAUCUGCCUAUCCAACGGGUCUUCAGGCCGAGCACGGUCUACUUCUGUAUCCUCGACAGCGCCUGACGACUACGAAGAUGCAUCCGGCACAGCUCCUCGCAAAGAUCUCGCCCAGCUCACCCAAGACCCGGCAUUUCGAGAGUUCUUCAAGCUGCAGGAGGGAUUCGAAUGGAACGUUGCUAUGCGCUUGGUAGGCACACUAGAUCGGCUCAUGGCCAAGGGUAGUGAUGGUCAGAAUGACUUGCUCAUUCUCAGUGCACUGGACCUCAUCCAAGGCGUCACCCUGCUGCAUCCUCCGAGCAAAUCUCUGUUUGCGCGAGAGCAGAAUAUGAAUCUCUUAUUAGAUCUUCUCGAACCAUAUAACUGCCCCGCGAUCCAGUCAGCUACCCUCCUGACCCUGGUAGUCGCUCUCAUCGACACUCCGAACAACACACGCACCUUCGAAGGGCUUGAUGGCCUGCUUACUGUUACCUCUCUCUUCAAAUCUCGAUCAACCUCUCGUGAGGUCAAGCUAAAGCUCGUCGAAUUCCUCUACUUCUACCUUAUGCCCGAGACACCCUCCGCCCCUCGAGCUGACCAGCGAGAGUCUGUGUUCCAGCGCAGCCCUUCGAAGCUUUCUGGCGCAUUCCACGUCGAUGCUAGAAACGGACGCAAGCGUGCCAAUAGCAGCGGGGUUACAACUUUGACCACGGCAGAGAAACAGCAACUUCUGAGUCGCCACCUUAGUAGCGUGGAAGACUUGGUCAAGGAUCUGAGAAACUGCGCGCCAUUCGGUGGUAUCGUAUGCUGA
Messenger RNA from Trichoderma asperellum CBS 433.97, 888 nucleotides. RefSeq lists its product as uncharacterized. The record is from RefSeq and is a predicted model, not a curated record. NCBI's taxonomy places the organism in Eukaryota, Fungi, Ascomycota, Sordariomycetes, Hypocreales, Hypocreaceae.